AUGAACAAGAUCCGCGCAAUCCAGGAGCUCAAUAAGCGGGAGAUAGAGAAUGGCAUAUCUCCCUCCGCCUCAUGGCACGUCGACUACCGUGACACGGCCUUCGUCUACUUCGGUGGCCUACCAUUCGAGCUCUCCGAGGGCGAUGUGAUUACGAUAUUUUCGCAGUUCGGCGAGCCUACAUUCCUCAAGCUUGCGCGUGACAAGGAGACGGGCAAGAGCCGCGGCUUCGGCUGGCUAAAGUACGAGGACCAGCGUAGCACCGACCUCGCUGUCGACAACCUGGGCGGCGCCACCAUUAGUGGCCGCAUGAUCAGCGUGGACCAUGCGCGGUACAAGCCACGCGACGAUGACGAUCCCGAGGAGGGCAAGGUCGGCUGGGAGGACAUACAAAAGAGAGAGCGGGCGCAGCGCGCUGCUGAUGGAGAGGCAGCUGAUACCGACGAGGAGUCUGAGGAUGAGCCCAGUCGGCCAAUGCUGAAGGAGGAGAGGGAGCUGCUUCUGCUGAAGCAGAAUCACGACGACGAUGAUCCGAUGAAGGCAUAUUUGAUUGAAGAGAAGGAGAGGGAGGUCGCUGAAGCUCUGCGAAAGGAGAAGAAGAGGACAGGAAGAGAUCGCAAAGAGAGGACACUCCUGUGCUCGGUGACAGAGAGGAUGGAGAUCAUGACUCUAGGAGAACAAGGCGCCGCGACGAUUCCCGUGAGCGCGACAGUGGGAGAGAUAGAGAUCGCAAUGAUCGUGACAGCAGACGAGGCAAUGAGAAGGAACGGAGACGUCAUCACCGAGAAGGCAGUGACGAUUACGCCAACGGGCGUCAUAGAGACGCGGACGAUCGAGACCGCUGGUAUCGGAGAAGUCGCAGCAGAUCGCCUUGAGACACUAGGAUUUGAAAUACCCAUAUGA
Molecule: messenger RNA, 900 nt
Organism: Phaeoacremonium minimum UCRPA7
Lineage: Eukaryota; Fungi; Ascomycota; Sordariomycetes; Togniniales; Togniniaceae
Product: putative u2 snrnp component ist3 protein
Exons: 2
Coding region: 1-900 (299 amino acids)
Biological process (GO): mRNA splicing, via spliceosome
Cellular component (GO): precatalytic spliceosome; catalytic step 2 spliceosome; U2 snRNP
Molecular function (GO): RNA binding
Source: RefSeq, a predicted model, not a curated record